AUCAUUAUUCAUCUCACUCCCAGCGAUACCUUUGGAUGCAUUAACUAACAAGCAUCUGAAUUUGUUGCCAUCUUUUUUCAAACCGCUCCUGUAGGCAGAUUGCCAUGCAAAAUAGACAGGAAACCUUAAUAUACUUCAAGGAAAAAAGGGUGCAGGGGUCAGAGUUAUUUUUUGUUAUUUCCCCUCUUAUAUAAGAUGAAUUAAGCGGCAUCCUCUUCUACAGAAGACGACAAAGACAUCACUCCCAAUAUAGAAAGUUAAUUUAGUCCGCAUUCAGCAUAAAUGGUUAUGAGUAAGGCAGACUCAACCUUUCAACAGUGGACAUCUUCGGAAAGGAGGCUAUGCUGAAAGAAAAUCUCAGCUUCAAACCAACUUUAACUUCUCAGCGUCGACCCACAUCUUAAAAGUAACUGCAGAACAGAUUUAAAAUGCCUCUUUUUAGCUGGAUGAAAUGGUCAAAAAGUGAUUCCUUCAAACCCCCAAAAUAUCCGGGCUCGGAUGUAGUAACUAAGACCUUGCUUCGUGAAUUGAAAUGGCAUCUCAAAGAACGUGAGAGACUAGUGCAGGAGAUAGAAGAUGAACACAAAGUCAGAAAAAGUGGUGUGGAUUACAACUGGCUGAAAAAUGACCAGAACCCUCAAGCCGCUAUCCCAGCUACAGAACAGAGACAGCUUGAAGUGCUUUGCUCACAAGUUCAACCUUGCCAAACAGGAACUAUUCUAAGCAGAUUUAGAGAAGUUUUGGCAGAAAAUGAUGUCUUGCCAUGGGAAAUAGUCUACAUCUUCAAGCAGGUGGUAAAAGAUUUUCUAACCAAUGGUGAGAAAGAGAAGCAACAAGAGCAAUUGGAAGAUGUAUGGCAUAAAAAUGGCUCGGCACAUUUCACAAUGCCAGGGGAAAGCUGUAAAAAGUCAGACAAAGAUGAAAUCCCUACUGUUUCACGUUUUGUUGACAAAAACACACAGAGUACGUUUCCAACUUUUUCCCACAGAAUCUGGAACUUGCCAUAUUACUACCCAUCAAGUUAAAGUAUUCAUCAUCAUACAGAUAUUUGCAUUCUUCUAAUAGUAAUAUCUGAUCCCAGAGUACAAAAGAAAAUCCUAAGAAUGAGACAGAACCUUAUGUUUCCCUUUGUGGCUAGGUUGGAAGUCUAAAUUAAUUUUUUUGCUUGUGUAUGUGUGUGGUGCAUUUUAACUUUUCUACUAGAGUGUUCUGAAGAUGCAAUGCUUUCACUUAGAAAUGUCUUUUUAACCGAAAAAAACUUUUUUGAGAAAAUGUUUGAACUAUUUCCUUAUUUUUAAUGUACUUCUAGCAUACUGUGAAAUCUAAGAACCAAAUUAAGGGGUGACUUUGGAUAUUUCAAAAUGUAAUAACUUCAGAGAUGUUAUUGGGCAGUAGAUACUUUAUUUUUAUUAAUUUUAGUCUUCUAAACUAUGUAUAGAAAUAAAAAAAUUAGUGAAAAUCAAUACAGUAUUAGAACAA
Molecule: messenger RNA, 1479 nt
Organism: Tachyglossus aculeatus (Australian echidna)
Lineage: Eukaryota; Metazoa; Chordata; Mammalia; Monotremata; Tachyglossidae
Gene: RD3L
Product: RD3 like
Exons: 3
Coding region: 429-1025 (198 amino acids)
Source: RefSeq, a predicted model, not a curated record